Messenger RNA from Ostrinia nubilalis (European corn borer), 930 nucleotides. RefSeq lists its product as uncharacterized. Bases 1 to 930 code for a protein of 309 amino acids. The record is from RefSeq and is a predicted model, not a curated record. Lineage: Eukaryota; Metazoa; Arthropoda; Insecta; Lepidoptera; Crambidae. Gene Ontology annotation, molecular function: single-stranded RNA binding. Gene Ontology annotation, cellular component: ribonucleoprotein complex. Gene Ontology annotation, biological process: retrotransposition. The transcript has a single exon.
AUGGACAACCUUAACAUCACCUUCUGCCAAAAGGAUCAGUCAGACGAUAGUGAGGGUCCGCUCAGAUCUGGUGACAUGAGCGUGGACGAAAACCAUGAUACGGUGCCACCUCCAUCAUUUGUGACACUUCGUAAAACAACCUCAAGUACCAUAGAUCCAGACUUCAGGAAUGAACUUCAAUCUUUCCAAAAUAAAAUUCUCAGCAUGAUGGAGGGUUACUUUUCACGACAGGACGAAAAGAUCUCCAAACUGGUAAAGGAUACUGAGGAUGUCAAGACCUCAAUAGGAGUUAUGAGUGACAUAUUUGAUGAGUUGAAAAGGAAAGUUGAGGAUGUUGACCAUCGAUUGAGCGAGCUGGAGAAAAAGACAAGUACUAUAUCAUCAGAGACAGAUCAUAAGGAAAUUGGUGAGCUACAGGCAAGGCUGGAUUACAUGGAACAAAUAUCGAGAAGUUGUAAUGCCGAAAUCAGUAAUGUUCCGGAAAGGCGUGGCGAGAACUUGCUAAAUGUAGUACAUAAUAUAGCCAGUAUUAUAAAACAGCCAGUGACUUCACAAGACAUUGUCGCAGUUCAUCGAGUACAACAAAUGAAUCCGACCAGCUCACGACCGAAGAAUAUAAUUAUUAGAUUCUCAAGUCAAAUAUCGCGUGACAACUUUAUAUCGGCAGCACGCCUGAAGAAAAAUAUUACUUCUGAACAACUCAAAAUAGAGGGAACGUCUCAUAAGAUCUACAUCAACGAGCAUCUAACGUUAAAUAACAAAAAGUUAUUUCGUCGAGCAAGAGAUGCAGUCAGACAGCAUGGAUGGAGAUUCAUCUGGGUCAAACAUGGAAACAUCUUUGUUCGUGCAAAGGACACUUCUCCUGCGUUUACUAUACGUUCUGAAAAAGAUAUACUUAAAAUUAAACCACUUGAUGUUGCUGAAACAUAG